CGUGUUCGCCGUCAGUGGGCGGCGUCAAAUACGUUUUACGUGAACGUGUACGUCUCUCGUCAACUUCCGGUGAAGAUGGCCGAGUUGUGAUUGUAGAAAGAGACUCCGCUGGAAUUUGAUUUUUUUUUUCGUUUAAAUUGUUUCAGUGACACUUUCUUAAGGUUUGCUGUCGGGUGUUUGUUUCGUUGUAGUUUUGAAUUAUUUCUGUGGAUUGAAAUAAUCGCACGAUACACAACCCGCUGUCAUGGCGAGUGCAAUGGAAUCAGAGGAGCAGGCGCGGAUUCGGUUCCAGCUCGAGUUGGAGUUUGUACAGUGCCUGGCUAACCCCAAUUACCUCAACUUCCUUGCCCAGAGAGGCUAUCUGCAAGAGAAGCCGUUUGUGAACUACCUGAAGUAUCUGCUGUACUGGAAGGACCCGGAAUAUGCCAAGUACCUGAAGUACCCGCAGAGCCUACACAUGCUGGAGCUGCUGCAGUACGAGCAUUUCCGCAAGGAGCUGGUGAACGGGCAGUGUGCCAAGUUCAUCGACGAGCAGCAGCUCCUGCACUGGCAGCACUACUCCCGCAAGCGCAUGCGCAUGCAGCAGGCCCUGGCGGAGCAGCAGCAACAGAGCAACGCAGCGCCCAAGUGAGCGGGGUGCAGUGCGGCUCCCGUCGGAGCUAAAGGACCUUUUAGGGUGUCAUUGUGAGGCGUGGGACACUCCACCCCAGGGGGAGUGACCAGCCUGUGUGGUUUUGAUCGAGGGACUGCUGUGAUACCAGCGAUUCACUUCACCAACUCCGAGAUUACAUUGACUUGAUCUCUGGUCCGCCUUGGGGCUUUGAGCCACAAGCCGAGGAGUUUAGAAAGAUUCCAGAAUUGGAGAAAAUGGAUCCGAUCCACACAGUCCCUCGGCUCAAGCCACACCCUCGCCACUCCAGGGGUCCUUUCCUCUGGUGGGAACUAGCCUCCGCCGUGGACGAUGGAGAGGGUGCCACAGGGCAGCCCAGAAACCUCUUUUCCCCACAGUCCCUUUCAAACUGCAGCCAAACCCUCCGGCUACUGAAGCCUGCUACAGUACCUUCCACACUGCAGACCCAGAACCUGGUUCCUUGUGGAGCGUAGUUUCAUGGAUCUGCUGCAAACACACCUUUAACGUGGAGCGUGAAGGCGAUGGGAACGUUGUGAAUGCCUGUUGCAGACAGGACCCCCUCGGAGUGCAUCAAGGGGCGUGUUGUUAUCCUGUUUGUGUUCUUAGUAAACCACUUUCAUUUUA
Messenger RNA from Acipenser ruthenus (sterlet), 1255 nucleotides. Its product is annotated as mediator of RNA polymerase II transcription subunit 31. Gene Ontology annotation, cellular component: mediator complex; core mediator complex. Gene Ontology annotation, biological process: regulation of transcription by RNA polymerase II. The record is from RefSeq and is a predicted model, not a curated record. Gene Ontology annotation, molecular function: transcription coregulator activity. The transcript is spliced from 4 exons. Lineage: Eukaryota; Metazoa; Chordata; Actinopteri; Acipenseriformes; Acipenseridae. The coding region runs from base 245 to 631 and encodes 128 amino acids.